Messenger RNA from Gekko japonicus, 657 nucleotides. Its product is annotated as collagen alpha-1(XI) chain-like. The record is from RefSeq and is a predicted model, not a curated record. NCBI's taxonomy places the organism in Eukaryota, Metazoa, Chordata, Lepidosauria, Squamata, Gekkonidae. The annotation marks the transcript as partial. The transcript is spliced from 7 exons.
GUUGGGAAUCUCUCCGAAGAGACAACCUCUGGACCAGUGGCACCCCCACCAACUCUGUCAAGUUAUGCUGAAGAUGUGGAUUUUUCAGGACAUCAUCUCUUAGAAGGAUCUGUGGUCCCCACUGAAGUCACGGAAGUCACAGAGCAAGGUGUAACCACUACGAUGCCUGCAAAUCAAACACUCCCCCACACAACUCAACAGGAGAGCGAAACCACCACGAUAGCCCAGGAAAUAUUAACAACGGAGGCCGGACCUCACACUGGAGUUCCCCAAGGAGCACCUUUUGAAAAGGGUCAAAAAGGUGAAAAAGGUCAAAGGGGAGAGGAAGGACCGCCCGGACCCCCUGGAACAGCAGGACCGGAAGAAGGGCAGCCUGGGACUCGCGGACCCCCUGGAAAGCCCGGCCAGGAUGGCAAACCUGGAAUUCCUGGAAAAGAUGGGUUACGGGGUGAACCAGGAGCUCAUGGUGCACCAGGCCAGAAAGGAGAACCAGGCCCUAAAGGAGAAAAGGGAGAUGUCGGGACUGGUUUGCCAGGAAUCCCCGGGCUUCCAGGGCCACCUGGACCAUCGGUUCCAUCCCGGGGAUUUAAAAGGAUCGAAAUGGAGGGGUCUGGCUCUGGAUCUGGCGAUUUUGACAAAGACAUCGAACUUCCGAGA